Aegilops tauschii subsp. strangulata is the source of this 1440-nucleotide messenger RNA. Its product is annotated as RHOMBOID-like protein 4. Gene Ontology annotation, biological process: proteolysis. Gene Ontology annotation, molecular function: serine-type endopeptidase activity. Lineage: Eukaryota; Viridiplantae; Streptophyta; Magnoliopsida; Poales; Poaceae. Gene Ontology annotation, cellular component: membrane. The record is from RefSeq and is a predicted model, not a curated record.
AGCACAACGCGGCUUCCCCUCCCCUCCCCUCGCGGCCGAAAGGAAGCGUCUUCUUCUGCUCUGCUGCCAGCACCAACACAAGCCAGGCCACAACUCUCUCCCGUCCCCCACUCCUCACGCCUCGCCGCCCUCCCUCGCUUCCUCCGCCAGCCUCCUCCCCCCUUGUCGGGAUCCCUCCUUCUCCCACGCCAUGAUGAAGCCCGCGGGCGCGGGCGCCGGUCCGGGCACUGGCACCGUCGAGGUCCGCGUCGAGCGCCCGCAGCGCCCGCCCGUGCACCCCAACUCGGCACGCCUCAGGGCGCGCCCCUACUACCGCCGAUGGACGCCCUGGCUCGUCCCGGCCGCCUCCAUCGCCUGCGUCGCCGUCUUCCUCGUCACCAUGUUCGUUAACGACUGCCCCAACCGCAGCGCCGGCAACUGCACCGCGGGCUUUCUCGGCCGAUUCGCCUUCCAGCCGCUCAAGGAGAACCCGCUCCUCGGCCCAUCCUCCACCACAUUGCUGAAGAUGGGAGCUCUAGAUGUAUCUAAAGUUGUGCAAGGUCGCCAGGGAUGGCGUCUGAUUACGUGUAUCUGGCUCCAUGCUGGGGUUGUUCAUUUACUCAUCAAUGUUCUUUGCCUUCUAUUUAUUGGUAUUCGACUUGAACAAGAAUUUGGGUUUGUGAGGAUUGGUCUUGUUUAUCUCAUUUCUGGUUUUGGUGGAAGCUUGAUGUCUGCUCUUUUCAUCCGAGCAAGUAUUUCCGUUGGUGCUUCUGGUGCUUUGUUUGGACUGAUAGGGUCGAUGCUUUCUGAACUCAUCACAAAUUGGUCACUCUAUGCAAAUAAGGUGGCAGCAUUACUAACCCUGGUACUUGUAAUCGUGGUGAACUUGGCCCUUGGGAUACUCCCCAGAGUGGAUAACUUUGCUCAUAUUGGGGGUCUUAUAUCUGGGUUCCUUCUUGGAUUUGUUGUCUUCAUUCGACCACAGUUUGCAUGGAUUAACCAGAGAAGAGUAGCACCUGGACCACAAGCUGCUCCUGCCGAACACAAGCACAAGACAUAUCAAUAUAUAUUGUGGAUAGUUGCUGCUAUUCUGCUGAUUGUCGGGUUCACACUGGCCAUAGUUCUGCUUUUCCGGGGAUAUAAUGCAAACGAUCACUGUUCUUGGUGCCAUUAUCUCAGUUGUGUUCCUACUAAAAAAUGGAAGUGCAACUCGUCACCGACAACAUGCACGGCAAUGCUACAGGGAAAUACCUUGAACUUGACAUGUGAAGGCAAAGGGAUAUACCGGAGCUACAUUGUGGCCGAAGCUACGCAAGAUAAGAUAGACCAGCUCUGCAACCAGCUUUGCAGUUAGGAGAACCGGAUUCCCUGAGCUCUCCCAGCUUCUAACAUGAUUUUUAUUCUUUCUGUACAUGAAGAGAAUACUACAUAUUUUAAUAGAAGGUUACUUAUGGAGGGAAA